AUGGCCGUCCUGGACAUUGUGCUGCAGUGGCUGAGCUCCGGCUCGCUGCUCUGCCUGGCAGGGGGGCUGGCGGCUUUCCUCUAUUUUUUGACCAGCGCCAAGAGGUCAAUUUGCAGGUUGCCCCCUGGGCCGCCCCCACUUCCUCUCAUCGGGAACUUGAACGUGGUGGAUCUGAGGAAGCCCUUUCAGUCGCUGAUGGAGCUCUCUGAGAAAUACGGCAAUAUCUUCACUGUGCAUUUUGGACCCAGGAAGGCAGUGGUGCUGGCUGGAUAUGAAACCAUCAAGGAAGCCCUUUUAACCCAUGCUGAAGAGUUUGGAGGGAGAGCAGAAAUCCCCAUUUUUCAGAAAAUAACCAAAGGAAAUGGCAUAGGCUUCAGUCAUGGAGAGUCAUGGAAAACCAUGAGAAAAUUCACCUUAUUUACUCUGCGAAAUUUUGGGGUUGGAAAGAAAACCAUUGAGCUCCGUAUUCUCGAAGAGCUGAACUGCCUCAUUAAAUAUUUUGAGUCUCGCCGGGGGAUGCCCUCUGACACCAAGGUAAUACUGAACAGCGCCGUAUCCAAUGUCAUCUGCUCUAUAUUGUUUGGAGAGAGGUUUGAAUACAACGAUCCCGUGUUUCUAACUUUGCUGAAGUUGAUAAAUGAAAACACCAAACUGUUGGGCUCCCCUAUGGUGCUGUUAUAUAAUUUCUACCCCUCCAUUGGCUUUCUGUUCGGCGCCCCGAGGACUGUGCAGCGGAACGUGGAUGAGCUGAACACCUUUUUGCAGAAGUUGUUUCAGGAACACAAGCAGGAAUUCAAUGAAAAUAACUUAACAGGCUUUGUAGAUGCAUUUCUGAUGAAACAACAGCAGGAGUCAAGAAACCCUCGCACCUACUUUCACAAUGAGAACCUGCUGUUCUCAACCCUGGACCUCUUCGCUGCUGGCACUGAGACGACUUCUACCACUGUGCGGUGGGGUCUUCUUCUGAUGAUGAAAUACCCAGAAAUCCAGAGGCGGAUUCAGGAAGAAAUUAAUAAGGUCAUUGAACCAGGACAGCUUCCCACCCUAGAAGAUCGGAAAAAAAUGCCUUACACAGAUGCUGUGAUCCAUGAAAUACAAAGAUUUGCCAAUAUUGUCCCAAUGAGCGUAUCACGUUCCACCUCCAGGAAUGUUAACUUUAGGGGCUACGUGAUACCUAAAGGAAUAGAGGUGAUUCCCCUGUUGACUUCUGUUCUGAACGACAAGUUGCACUGGGAGACACCAGAUCAGUUCAACCCUUCCCACUUCCUGGACAGUGAUGGCAACUUUAUCCGGAAGGAGGCGUUUAUACCAUUCUCCAUAGGGCGAAGGGCUUGCGUUGGAGAAGGACUGGCCAAAAUGGAGCUUUUCCUCUUCUUCGCAGGUUUGCUCCGGAAAUUUACUUUCCAACCCCCUCCUGGCAUGUCUAAGUCAGACCUAGAUCUCACGGCGGAUGUUGGCUUCACCUUAACCCCAAUGCCUCACCUGGUUUGUGCCAUACCCAAUGAAUCGUCAAAGCACGUGCAAUAAAUAUAUUGAAU
Molecule: messenger RNA, 1538 nt
Organism: Gavialis gangeticus (Gharial)
Lineage: Eukaryota; Metazoa; Chordata; Crocodylia; Gavialidae
Product: cytochrome P450 2K1-like
Exons: 9
Coding region: 1-1527 (508 amino acids)
Biological process (GO): xenobiotic metabolic process
Cellular component (GO): intracellular membrane-bounded organelle; cytoplasm
Molecular function (GO): heme binding; oxidoreductase activity, acting on paired donors, with incorporation or reduction of molecular oxygen, reduced flavin or flavoprotein as one donor, and incorporation of one atom of oxygen; iron ion binding
Source: RefSeq, a predicted model, not a curated record